Oncorhynchus mykiss (rainbow trout) is the source of this 2353-nucleotide messenger RNA. The record is from RefSeq and is a predicted model, not a curated record. NCBI's taxonomy places the organism in Eukaryota, Metazoa, Chordata, Actinopteri, Salmoniformes, Salmonidae.
CGCUCGUUUUACCAGGCUUUGCGUAGAGUAACCUCCUUUCAGAGUAACCUCCUAGCCUCCUUUCAGAACUCUAAAAGGAGGCUAGUAGACAUGUUGUUGGCGAAGCAGAGCCAGCAUUGGCCAGCUAACCUUCAAGCUUAGGUUAUAGUAGCUAGAAAGAUAGGUACAUAUUGUCCUCUCCUGGAUGGUCACCAGCCUGCCAGAGCACUGGAAGUCAGGUCCAGACUUCUACAGCGUGUUCUGUGAACCCGUGCUGGUCACUGCAGGUGCCGGGGUCAUCGGCUUCCUCUUCUGGAGUAGCAUUCUAUCUGUCAAAAGCAAGUCAUAUCUAAUUACUGAAAAAGAGCUGGUGGACAGGAUGAAAAUGCUUGAACAAGAGAAGAAGGAGAUACUCCAAAAGGUCGCUGAACUGCAGCAACGGGGCGAAGAACUUAAAGAAAAUCAAAAGCUGUCUGAAAAAUCUGCCACUUUCUCUCUGGAGAAGAUCCAGGAUUUGGAGAAUAUUGUGCAAGAGAUGGAGAGACAAAAUGAGCGCCUGGAUGAGGAAAAUCACUUACUCGCCAUAUCCUUUGACAAAGAGCGGGCCAACACUGCGAAACAUGACGAUAUGAUGUCCGAAAUGGACAAAACCAUUGAGAAGUUGAAGCGCAGCAAGAAGAAGACCCAGGACGCACUCUCCAAGUCUACCAUUCUGAUGGAUGAAGUCAAGCUCCGUGAAGAUGCCCGGAAUGUCCAGCACCAGGUUCUGGAGAAGGAUAUUGCCACCCUGAAGGAGGAGAACCUCUCGCUGCACCAUGCUGCCAAGUUGUGGGAGGAGAAGCACAGGGAGACAAGAGAGCAGAUCAAAGUCUACCACAAGUCUCAGAAAGACCUGGAGGAUUCCCUCGUUCAAAAGGACCACAACGUUGAGGUUCUGUCUGACCUGCUAGGAGACCUGGAGGCCUGCGAUGACCUGAAAGGUGGAGUUGUGGCUAACGGGGAAGCCUUUAACGACAAGCAGACCAUCAUCCAAAACCGCGUUAAGCAAAUGAUGGUCGUCUCUCGGAACUUUCCACAGGUCCAGACCACUCUGUCUGUUGUGGAGGAAGAGCGCGAUCGCUUCAUGACCAAGCUGCUGAACGAAGAGAAGUCCAGGAAAGAGCUGGAAGAGCAAUUUCAGAAGUUGGAGCAUGACAUCUUGUUGGUGAAAAGUGACAAGAACCACAUGGAGAACCAGUACAAGACCCUGCAGCAGAAGAAUGACAUCAUGACUGAGAUGUACCAGCAGAAGGAGAACGCUUUGCAGCAGAAGCUGACCAAGGAGGAGUUUGAGCGCCCCAACAAGGAAGACCGGCUGACGAAGGUGGACAGCAAGGCCCUAGAGGAGGAGGUCAAGGUGUGUAGGCAGCGCGUUAAAGAGAUCCAGGAUAAGCUGAAACGGACCGAGAAGUCCUACAAAGCCCAGAUCAUUAAGCAGGAGCAGAAAUCUUACGAGAACUGGGCGAUUGCACGCGCCGCAGAGCAAGCUAUGUUCAACGAGAAGAAGGAAAACAUUCACCUUCAUAACUUACUGACUUCCAUGUCCAGCAAGCUGAAUGAGCUCCGUAGGCCUCUGUUCAAGCCCACCCUUGGGUUGGCUCCCAUGCCUCUCCGACGAGGACCACGACCUCGCGGCCGUUACCCUCCUGACCACAAACACCCAGUGGCUUCUAGACCUGACACCAUGGCCCCAAGUACAUCCUCACCAAGCGAUCUGGGCAGCUCGAACACUCGACCUCAGGGUCCUGGCUCCCUGCUGGUCUCUCCCAUCAGGCCCCCCCCCCGACUCAAGACCCGGCCCCCUCAGACCAGUCAUCAGCCAUCCCUCCGGACUCUGCUACCGUCCCAUUCCCGGACGCCACCACAUCCCUCCUCCCCCACCCUUCAUGCCUCCCGUGUACCGACCAGACAACGGACACUCAGGCAUGAUGCCUCCUGGACCCCCACCGCCUAACGGACACCCGUUGAUACCACCCGGACAUCGGCGUCCAACUCCUGGUGCUUACAGUCCCCCUUCCCCACACAACCGGUACCUUCCUCCACCUUCUCACUAUGAACCGGUGCCUCCCCCAUUCGGUGUUUCCGGCAGCACUCCUAUGGCCCGACCCAUGGGACCCCCACAUACCUACGUGCACUAUGGACCACUUGAUCACUCCAUCCUGCCCCCUGGGGGGGGCCCAUACCCUCAUGUCGGCCCCAGAGACUUCCCUAUGCAGCCACAGGUCCCACAUGGCCAUGACUCUUCAGUGGGCCCCCAGCCCGGCGCUGGCCCCCAGGGCCAGGGGCAAGACUAUAGGUCCCAGCAGGCAACAGCUGCCCCCCAGGACUCAGACAG